AUGAGUGACAAAGAACGUGCAUUGAUUGCUAAAACACAUGAAGAAUUCGGUACUUGUUUAACAGCUGAACGAUUAAAAUUCGAUUUUCAGCAAUUAGGCAUAUCGCCUGGUAUGGCAUUGUUAGUUCAUUGUUCAUUGUCAAAAAUCGGCUGGAUUUCUGGUGGACCCGUGACUGUUAUACAAGUAUUAUUAGAUCUGUUAGGUCCUGAUGGUACUCUGAUUAUGCCUUCUCAUACUGCUAACAAUUCGGAUCCUAAGUAUUGGGAGAAUCCAUCGGUACCUUCCGAAUGGUUUGAUAUUAUUCGUCAAUCGACUCCAGGUUAUCAGUCUAAUAUAACACCAACAUUUAAUAUGGGAACAUUAGCUGAAACAUUUCGCCAUUGGCCAGGUGUUUUACGAAGUCAACAUCCACAAUUUUCAAUGAUUGCUAUUGGUAAAAAAGCAAAAUUUAUUAUUGAUAAACAUUAUGAUUCAUGUGGCGAGCAAUCUCCAUUAGCUCGCCUUUACGAUUGUAGUGAUAGUGGCUAUGUUUUAUUAUUAGGUGUACAACAUAAAAAUAAUACAUCAUUACAUUUAGCUGAAUAUCGUUUUCAGUCAAAUGAUAAUAUCGAAAAAGUUUUUAUUAGUGGCGCAUCAAUAUUAAAUUCAGAAACAAAUGCACGUGAAUGGUCUGAAUGA
Didymodactylos carnosus is the source of this 678-nucleotide messenger RNA. The record is from the annotation of a GenBank genome assembly. NCBI's taxonomy places the organism in Eukaryota, Metazoa, Rotifera, Eurotatoria, Philodinida, Philodinidae.